CGCCGACCAUGUCGGCGGCCAAGGAGAACCCGUGUAGGAAAUUCCAGGCCAACAUCUUCAACAAGAGCAAGUGUCAGAACUGCUUUAAGCCCCGCGAGUCGCAUCUGCUCAACGACGAGGACUUGACGCAGGCAAAACCUAUUUAUGGUGGCUGGCUGCUCCUGGCUCCAGAUGGGACUGACUUUGACAACCCAGUACAUCGGUCUCGGAAAUGGCAGCGGCGGUUCUUCAUCCUCUACGAGCACGGCCUCCUGCGCUACGCCCUGGACGAGAUGCCCACAACCCUGCCUCAGGGCACCAUCAACAUGAACCAGUGCACAGAUGUGGUGGAUGGGGAGGCCCGGACAGGCCAGAAGUUCUCCCUGUGCAUCCUGACCCCUGAGAAGGAGCAUUUCAUCCGGGCAGAGACCAAGGAGAUCAUCAGCGGAUGGCUAGAGAUGCUCAUGGUCUAUCCCAGGACCAAUAAGCAGAACCAAAAGAAGAAGCGGAAGGUGGAGCCUCCCACACCACAGGAACCAGGGCCGGCCAAGAUGGCUGUCACCAGCAGCAGCAGCAGCAGCAGCAGCAGCAUCCCCAGUGCUGAGAAAGUCCCCACCACCAAGUCUACACUCUGGCAGGAAGAAAUGAGGGCCAAGGACCAGCCCGACGGGAGCAGCCUGAGUCCAGCUCAGAGUCCCAGCCAGAGCCAGCCUCCCGCUGCCAGCACACUGAGGGAACCUGGGCUGGAGAGCAAAGACGAGGAGAGCGCCAUGAGCAGCGACCGCAUGGACUGUGGCCGCAAAGUCCGGGUAGAGAGCGGCUACUUCUCCCUGGAGAAGACCAAGCAGGACUUGAAGGCCGAGGAGCAGCAGCUGCCCCCGCCGCUCUCCCCUCCCAGCCCCAGCACCCCCAACAACAGGUAUAGUGGCCCCGGACCGCCCUCCCAGGAGCUUGGUCAUCCCCUUCCUUCCCCAGGUUCUCGACCCCCCGGCCGAAUUGUCUGCGGCAGCUCCCGUGGCUCCCUGGACGUGGCCAGCCGGCCCCCCGCCCACACGGACUCCAGCAGCGCUGGGGGGCGGGGAGCAGAGAGACUGGGGCGCACCUUUGCCUUUAAAGCCAGCAGGCAGUAUGCCGCCCUGGCCGACGUCCCUAAGGCCGUCAGGAUCAGCCACCGAGAAGCCUUCCAAGUGGAGAGAAGGCGGCUGGAGCGUAGGACUCGGGCCCGGAGCCCUGGCAGGGAAGAGGUGGCCCGUCUGUUUGGCAACGAGCGGAGGAGGUCCCAGGUCAUUGAGAAAUUUGAGGCCUUGGACAUUGAGAAGGCAGAGCACAUGGAGACUAACUCGACAGCCGGGCCCUCGCCAUCAAGUGACACUCGCCAGGGCCGCAGUGAGAAGAGGGCGUUUCCCAGGAAACGGGACCUCCCCAGCGAAGCCCCCACAGCUCCUCUCCCGGACACCUCGGCCUCCCCCCUGUCUCCACACCGAAGAGCCAAGUCACUGGACAGGAGGUCCACGGAGUCCUCCCUGACGCCUGACCUGCUGAACUUCAAGAAAGGCUGGCUGACCAAGCAGUAUGAGGACGGCCAGUGGAAGAAGCACUGGUUUGUCCUUGCUGAUCAAAGCCUAAGAUACUACAGGGAUUCGGUGGCUGAGGAGGCUGCUGACCUGGACGGGGAAAUUGACUUAUCCACGUGUUAUGAUGUCACGGAGUAUCCAGUCCAGAGAAACUACGGCUUUCAGAUACAUACAAAGGAGGGCGAAUUCACGCUCUCUGCUAUGACAUCUGGAAUCCGGCGGAAUUGGAUCCAGACCAUCAUGAAGCACGUCCACCCGACCUCUGCCCCGGACGUGACGAGCUCAUUGCCAGAGGAAAAGAACCGGAGCAGCUCCUCCUUUGAGACCUGCCCAAGGCCGAGUGAGAAGCCAGAGGUGGAGCGUGGAGAGCCAGACCCCGAGCAGAAGCGGAGCCGGGCUCGUGAGCGGAGGCGGGAGGGGCGCUCUAAGACCUUUGACUGGGCCGAGUUCCGCCCUAUCCAGCAGGCCCUGGCCCAGGAGAGGGCCAGCGCCACUGGGGCCUCUGACGCCCACCCCGAGGCUGAGGCCGGUGAGCUGGAGCGGGAGCGUGCACGGCGGCGGGAAGAACGCCGUAAGCGCUUUGGAAUGCUCGAUACUGUGGACGGGCCGGGCACUGAUGACACGGCCCUGCGGAUGGAGGUUGACCGGAGCCCAGGGCUGCCUAUGACCACCGACCUCAAGACCCAGAACGUCCAUGUGGAAAUUGAGCAGCGGUGGCAUCAGGUGGAGACCACUCCUCUCCGGGAAGAAAAGCAGGUGCCCAUUGCCCCCCUGCACCUGUCCUCCUCCGAGGAUGGAAGUGACCGGCUCUCCACCCACGAGCUGACCUCUCUGCUGGAGAAGGAGUUGGAGCAGAGCCAGAAGGAGGCCUCGGACCUUCUGGAGCAGAACCGGCUCCUACAGGACCAGCUGAGGGUGGCUCUGGGCCGGGAACAGAGCGCCCGGGAGGGCUACGUGCUGCAGACUGAAGUGGCCACCUCCCCAUCCGGUGCCUGGCAGAGGCUCCAUAGAGUCAACCAGGAUCUCCAAAGCGAGCUGGAGGCCCAGUGCCAGCGCCAGGAGCUGGUCACGCAGCAGAUCCAGUCCCUGAAGCGCAGCUACGGGGAGGCCAAGGACGCGAUCCGGCACCACGAGGCCGAGAUCCGGAGCCUCCAGGCGAGGCUCAGCAACGCCGCCGCCGAGCUCGCCAUCAAGGAGCAGGCGCUGGCCAAGCUCAAGGGCGACCUGAAGCUGGAGAAGGACAAGGUCCGCGAGCAGCUGGAGGAGCGGCAGCACAGCGAGGCCGCGCUCAGCGCUCAGCUGCAGGCUAGCGAGCAGAAGCUCAAGGGCGCCGAGGCCCUGCUGCUGGAGAAGACGCAGGAGCUGCGCGACCUGGAGCUGCAGCAGGCGCUGCAGCGCGACCGGCAGAGGGAGGCGCAGCGGCUGCAGGGGCGCAUCGCCGACCUCAGCCAGCAGCUGAGUGCCAGCGAGCAGGCCCAGAGGCUGAUGGAGGAAAAGCUGCAGAGCAACUACGAGGCGCUGCUGGAGAGCUGCGAGAAGGAGAAGCAGGCGCUGCUGCAGAACCUGAAGGAGGUGGAGGACAAGGCCCGCGCCUACGAGGACCAGCUGCAGGACCACGAGCAGCAGGUGGAGGUCCUCCAGAAGGAGAAGCUGAGCGCCAAGUUCGAGGGCAGCGAGGUGGUACGCCAGCUGGAGGAGCGCCUGGAGAUGAAGGAGGCCAGCAUCCACAAGCUGGCUGAGCACGUCCAGAGCCUCAGGGACGAGCGGGACCUGAUCAGGCAGCGCUUCCAGGAGCUGAUGGACCGCGUCGCCCUGUCUGACGGGGACGUCGCCGAGCUCCAGGAGAAGCUGAGGGGAAGGGAGGCCGACUGCCAGAGCCUGGAGCACUCCUACAGGAGGGUGGCCAGCCAGUUGCAGAGCAUGCACACUCUGCUGAAAGAAAAGGAGGAGGAGCUGAAACACAUCAAGGAGAUGCACGAGAAGGUUCUGGAAAAGAAAGAUCAGGACCUCAAUGAGGCUUUGGUUAAAAUGGUCGCCUUGGGGAGCAGCUUGGAGGAGACAGAAAUGAAGCUCCAGGCAAAGGAAGAGAUCUUAAGGAAGUUUGUGAAGGAGUCAUCAGAAGACGCGGAGGAGCCACGGAGCUGCCCGGAAGAGGCGGAGGACGGCAUCGUGCUGUCGGGCCCGCAACCCCAAGCCGCCGUCGCGCCUCCAGCCUUCCCACAUCCGAGGCUCGAGGAUGAGGAUCCGGGGGCUGUCCCAGGGGAGGAGCGUGGUGACAGCAGCCCCAGGAGAGAAGAGAGUCCGGGGACCCUGAAGUCGGAGGUGCCCGACAGGGAGGGGCCCCCUCAGAGCACAACAAAACCCGACCAGGGAGUACCUGGCGUUAAAAGGCAAAGAAUCCGGUUCUCCACGAUCCAGUGCCAAAAAUACACGCACCCAGAUGGGUCCGAGAAGACCUGGACCAGCAGCACGUCCUCCGACACCAGCCAGGACCGGUCCCCCUCGGAAGAGAGCAUGUCGUCAGAGGCCACCCCCAGCUCCCUGCCCGCGGCCAGCGACUCCGACACCUAUCUCUCCAUAAUACACUCCCUGGAGACCAAGCUCUACAUCACGGAGGAGAAGCUCAAAGACGUGACGGUGAAGCUGGAGAGCCAGCAGGGCCAGAGCCAGGAGGCCCUGCUCGCCUUGCACCAGCAGUGGGCUGGCACCGAGGCGCGGCUCCGCGAGCAGCUCCGCGCCAGCCUGCUCCAGGUCGGAGUGCUGGCCUCCCAGCUGGAGCAGGAAAGACAGGCGAGGGCGAAGAUGGUCGAAAAUCACGUCGGGGAGCUGGGCGACUUCCAGGUAAAGAACAGCCAGGCUCUGGCUUGCUUAGAAAACUGCCGAGAGCAGCUGCGAUCCCUGCCGGUGGCCAGCCAGGAGGAAACACAGGCGGGAGCGGGCCCCCUGGUCGGCGUGGAGCACGCGCCGGGCAGCAGCGUCCAGGCCGGGAGCCGCUGGCCAGCGCCUGCAGACAGCGGGGCGCAGGCCCAGCCAGAGGAAGGGGCUUUCUCGGAGUUGGGGAAGGCAACUUCACAGCCACUGCACCGGCCUGAACUGAGUGAGCAGGAGCAGCUGAAACUCCUUUCUGACCAGAUAGCCCUGGAAGCCUCACUGAUCAACCAGAUAGCAGACUCUUUACAAAACACAACAUCGGAUAUCUCGCGUGUUCUGCACGAGAUUUCUCAGUCAGCAAAGUCGCCACUGGAACCUGAAAGUGCUGCUGUCUGUCCUGGGGCCCCAGCGGACACCUGGGCUAAGAAGGUGCUGGUGGAUGGCGAGUUCUGGAGCCAGGUGGAGUCCCUGAGUAAGCACCUGGGAACGCUGGGAGGAGAGGCGGCCGGUGCAGCAGGAGGCGGGCAGCAGAGCGUCCCGCAAGCCCUGGUCCCCGCCCUGGCAGACGCCACGUGGGUCAGGGCAGAGCUCAGCUUCGCCCUGCAGUCAGUGAGGGAGUCAUUCCACCGCCGGUUGCAGAGCAUCCAGGAGACCCUCCAGGGGACCCAGAUGGCGCUGCAGCAGCACAAGCGCGCGCUCGGGGACAUCCUGGGGGCCUACCGAACCCCCGACUUUGAGAGAGUGAUGCAGCAGGUCUCCGAAGCCCUCCAGCUUCCCGCAGGCGUUGAAGAUGGCAUGCAGGCAUCCUGGGACUUGAGCCCGUUGGGAGAAGUACUGAGUCCUCAAGAAGGAGCCGGCUUCCAGGAGCCCUUCUACUUGUCCACCCAGAGCUCCAGGGCCCUUGUUGCCAUUCAGGAGGAGCUCGCCCUGCAGCUUAAAGAUAAGGCCAGCCUCUUAGGGGAGAUAUCUGCCGCUUUAACCUCGCUCCCCCCGGUGGAAUCAGUAAGAGAUUGCCAGAAGCUUCUCCAGGCAUCCCAGAAUCUGUCCUGUAACACUUACUUGGGAGGCCUCGGUCAGUAUUCUUCGUUAUUAGUUCAGGAUGCAAUCAUUCAGGCUCAGGUGUGUUAUGCAGCCUGCAGAAUCCGGCUGGAGUAUGAAAAGGAGCUCCGGUGCUACAAGGCGUCCUGGCAGAGCAGGGGCACCUCCUGUCAGGAGCACGAGCAAGCGGUCGGGGCCCUGAGGGAGGAGUAUGAGGGACUUCUCCGGAAGCAAAAGAGCGAGUACCUGGAAGUGAUUGCCAUCAUCGAAAGGGAGAAUGCAGAGCUCAAGGCCAAGGUCGCCCAGCUGGACCAUCAGCAGAGGUGUCUGGAAGAAGCAGAAAGCAAACACAGCGAGAACAUGUGUGCCCUGCAAGGGAGGUACGAGGAGGAGAUCCGGUGUGUGGUGGAGCAGUUGAACAGGGCAGGGGACACGCUGCAGGCCGAGCACAGCAGAGUCCUGAGUCAGCUGGACGCCUCGGUCAGGGACCGGCGGGACAUGGAGAGGCACCACGUGGAGCAGAUGCAGAGCCUGGAGGACAAGUUCCAGCUCAAGAUCAAAGAGCUGCAGACCAUACACGAGGAGGAGCUGAGGACCCUGCAGGAGCACUACGCCCAGAGCCUCCGCUGCCUGCAGGAGGCCCUGCACCACUACCAGGGGCGGCCCCCCGAAGCCCUGCCGGCCCCCGGCCCCCCGGGGGGCCCUCGGCAGCCCCCCUCCUCUAGCUGGCCCGCAGACCGGCCCCGGGACGCUCCGCAGCCAACCGGGGGAGAGGCUGACUCCAUGACAGGGCUGAGAGAGCGCAUCCAGGAGCUCGAGGCCCAGAUGGACAUCAUGCGGGAGGAGCUGGAGCACAAGGACCUGGAGGGCAAUGCGGCCACGCUGCGGGAGAAGUACCAGAAAGACUUUGAGAACCUUAAGGCUACGUGCGAGCGAGGGUUUGCUGCGAUGGAAGAAACGCACCAGAAGAAGAUCGAGGACCUGCAGAGGCAGCACCAACGGGAGCUGGAGAAGCUGCGAGAGGAGAAGGACCGCCUGCUGGCUGAGGAGACGGCGGCCACCAUCUCAGCCAUCGAAGCCAUGAAGAACGCCCACCGGGAGGAGAUGGAACGCGAGCUGGAGAAGAGCCAGCGGUCCCAGAUCAGCAGUAUCAACUCGGACAUUGAGGCCCUACGACGGCAGUACCUGGAGGAGCUGCAGUCCGUGCAGCGGGAGCUGGAGGUGCUCUCGGAGCAGUACUCGCAGAAGUGUCUGGAGAACGCCCACCUGGCCCAGGCGCUGGAGGCCGAGCGCCAGGCCCUGCGGCAGUGCCAGCGUGAGAACCAGGAGCUCAACGCCCACAACCAGGAGCUGAACAACCGCCUGGCUGCAGAGAUCUCACGGUUACGGACGCUGCUGACCGGGGAUGCCGGUGGAGAGGCCGCUGGCUCACCUCUCACACAGGGCAAGGAUGCCUAUGAGUUAGAGGUCUUAUUGCGGGUCAAGGAGUCAGAAAUACAGUACCUGAAACAGGAGAUCAGCUCUCUCAAGGACGAGCUACAGACGGCAUUGCGGGACAAGAAGUAUGCUAGUGACAAGUACAAGGACAUCUACACAGAGCUCAGCAUCGUGAGAGCAAAGGCCGACUGUGACAUCAGCAGGUUGAAAGAGCAGCUGAAAGCAGCAACGGAAGCACUGGGUGAAAAAUCCCCUGAAAACACCCCUGUGUCCGGAUAUGAUAUAAUGAAAUCUAAAAGCAACCCUGACUUUUUAAAGAAAGACAGAUCCUGUGUCAGCCGGCAACUCAGAAACAUCAGGUCCAAGAGUCUGAAGGAAGGCCUGACCGUGCAAGAACGCUUGAAGCUCUUUGAAUCCAGGGACUUGAAGAAAGACUAGCUGUGUCCCGUUCAACUUGAACACACACCCCUCCCGGCUCGCGGCAGCACUACCCAAGUGCCGCUUCUUGUCUGUACCUUUAUUUUUUAUUAUUAUUAUUGUUGUCGUUACCGUUGUCAUCAUUAACUGUGGGUAUGGAUGCAUGAGAGACUGGUUUAUGGGUUGUUCACAUCGUUCCCCACUGUGUUGAUUCCCAGUUCCCGUGUCCUCGUCAAAGCUUCGUUCCCACAGUAUCCAGAAACCCGCCAGGCAGCGAGGGCCAGGAGGGCUGUCCGCUCCUGGCCGGGUCUGCAUAGAGCCCCCUCCCGCCGCAGCCACCGCACUCACCGUCAGUAUUAAGGCCCAGCAGUCUGUCGAUAAGCUAGCUCGUCCUGCCGAGUGCACUGUGUGUGCGGAGUCGGGGCCCGGGCAGUUCUCGCUCUGCCGCGUCUGGGUCACUAGGAGAGAGCAGGGCAUCAGGUGGCGGCACCGACAGCUCACUAGCCUUCGGGAGAAGCUGGGAGAGCAGGUCGGGGGGCACGGUUCACAACCCCCGGUCACCACCUUUGGCUUGGGAGAAGGACGGCGUUUUGUAUGGGUCCCACUAAUUCAGCUUAGAGCCGCACCGCAGAUAAUCGCGGGAAACCGUUCACAACCUGGAGAAUGUCGAAAGCAGCCAUUCCUAUUUUUGUUUGUUUUUUAUUAAAUCUUGCACAAAACCCCGGCCCCUCGCAUUCCUUCCUACGCUCGCUCCUUUGUUGGUCACCAGUAGCCCUGGUCUCUUCCUAACAACUUAAGAGUGUUGACCUGUGGCCUGGGCUGCAGACCGUGCUUACAAAGCCUGAUGAAUUCCCUUGGGGAAUCAGUCAAGGGGAAAGACUGUUCCGGUCUUUAACCUUUCUGAAAGAAACCUCCACAUUGCUUUUGAGAAGGCUGAGUGAAGACCCCUAUGUUAAGUCAAAAAGAAAGUGCAGAGGAUGUCGGAAUCAGAUGAAAACUGCCACUGUUGUUUUUAACUCUACUCUGAGCUCUGAAAGGUUCUCGCGCAGCAUUCAGAGAGCCUAAAGUAAACCUGUGCUAGCAAUGUUGCUUUUUCUAACAGAGUGAGACCUCUUUACCUGCCAUGAAACACGACGGCAGUUCUCGAAAACCUCUCACGCUGGGGUGUCCGUCCCGGCACCCGGAAAACCAUUAAUCCUGUUGAGACGAGGACUGUCAACAAAGCCCCGCCGAGUGGGAAGCCGUUCGCGGCUCUAGAGCGGCCGGAAGUGCUGCAAUAGAGUGUCAGGAGGAGCUCGUUCUGGUCUCGCCGCCUCUGUCUCCCGUUGAUUUUAUUGCCAAGAGCGCACUUUCACUCUGUCGAUGCUUCCGUUAGGUGGGGAGUCUGGGUACGUGGGUACUUUGGGGGUAGAAACGUGGAAAUCACCUUGCUCAGUCUCUAGAUUCGGUUAACAAGGUCAUCCAGGGAAAGCCCUGGAAGGGCCGGGCAGAAGGGCCUGGGGCGUGCUGUCUUCUGGUGGGAAUAAACUCCGAGCCGUCCACUGGCAUCGAGGCUCUUCUGUGCACCGACCUCCAGAGCCUUAACCCACACCUGUCACUCCUUUGCUGCUAUUCCAUGUUUUUAAAGGCAAGAGAAUGUUAGGUCUGGGUUUUCAAUGCUACUCACCAGACACCACUCCCCGCACCACCCCUGGUGUAGAUUGGCAGCAUUUGUAGGAAGGACCACGGUUUUGUGCGUGUGCCGCUCAGCAUGGGAUGCUCCGGAUCCCGUGGUCCGUUCUUUGGGCUCUAGAACGCUAUUUAACACGUAUGUCCUCCAGGGCAGAGAGUGAGGUGAUGGCCAGCAGGAUCUGAUGGGGCAGGGGCCUUGUUGCCUGGUCCCCGCACAGACCGUCUCAGCACCACGGUUUCACGUCACUCCUUCGGAGAACUCCCUUCUACCGCAGUUUCCUUAGUGAGUGUCCCUGCUGCCUCUGGGGACUCUAGCCCUUCUCCAGGCAGCCCCCUGCCUCCAGCCCUCUCUGGCUUCUGGUUUCCUGGCAGGGUCCCUGCAUGAAAUCCAGCCCCACCUGCCUUCGGACCGUGCCGAGGGUCCGAAACCUGCAGUACUUUAAAUAGGUCAGAGCACUUUACGCACCUGUGUUCAUCACUUAGCCCUUGAGGUCGCACCUCAGGAGCAGCAGUAUGCGGAGGUGGAAGGCAGAGACCAAGACAGACAGAUCGGUCACCACAGCCUCUGAGGGCUCCGCCUCCUCGCCCCAGAGACCACAGAACUCGCUCCCCUGGGCUGCUUCAGUCUGGGCGUUACCAGGAACGGGCUACAAACCGGGGCGCCCUGGCUUCUCUCCAACAAAAGGCUGCUCCUGCUGCAGCCUCCAGAAAAGGCCCCGAGCCUAGCCUGGUCUUGCUGAGCGUCGCAUAGUGACGGCUAUGGCCUAGAACCCGAUCUGAGCCACCUGCUGAUAAGCCGGUCCUCUGGCUGGAGAGAGCAGACAGAACAGAAUAAAGGGGGCUUCACUUUACCACCUCUGUGUUGCACCCCAAUCCCGCUGUGCAUGGUCUCCGUAGAGCACCCAGAACCUCGAGGAGGUUUUAGCCACCAAGUUCCUGAGAGAAGAAAGAAUAAAGCUGUGGGGGUGGAGUUGCUUUCUGUGCCGAUGGAGAAGGGUCCUUCGGUGGAUGGGGUAGUGUAGGUGAUUGUGAACUUGGGGUGCUCCCACUGCUCCUGGUGCUGACCGGGCAGUGGGGGUGUCCCCACUUCCCAGUGGAAGAUGAGCACGUGCAUCGAGUCUUCCCAGUUGUAAUGAUCUUCCUGUAAAUGGUCACUGGUCCCUCUGUGGUUCGCUAGCAGCUGACAAGCCAUCAAACACUCGAACGGGAAAAUGGAACCGUUUGACAUCGACGGGGUCUGUGCGUAAGAUCCGCGCUCUCACGUCUGCACAUGCGUGCGCACACAUGCCGAAGAGCCGCUUUCUGCCAGUCAGGCUCCUUUAUUGAUGUGUGUGACUUCAGCGCCUGCUAGCAUUCCAGUGACCGUAGCUGUCUGCGGCCUCCCUGGCAGACGUGCGGCAGAGCACUUUGCCUUUGGAAAUGGAAACUUGCACCGUAAGGCCUCAAACUGGGUCUGAACUUGAUGGAGGAGGUUAGGGCCAUCCUGGGGCGACAGGUGGGGGCCAUGGGAGGAGUGUGUGGGUUUGUCAAGAGCCAGGAUCAGAGGCUCCUCCCUAGGAAUCCAGUGAGUGGAAAGGCCCCAGGCUCUGGCUAAUUAAGAGGAACCUGUCACGCCGUGGACUCACCAGUCAGUAGCUCACCGACCCAACAGCUAGGCCUCGGGGGGCCUCACGGUGGCCAGACUCGGGGGGAGAGCGAAUUGCGGUUCCUAAGAAACGUAAUUGUGGCCCUCGGAGUCUGUCUGAAAGGGACUGUGACAGUUGUUAAUAAGGCCACGAAACAAAAUCGAUGGCAUAAAAAAACAAGUUUUAGAGUUCCAGUUGAUAGUGUUUAUCUCACCAUGGAGCUGGAACACUUAACCUGAAAACCGAGCACGAUCCUUGUCACUGCUGCCUGGCGGUCCCCUUGGCGAGUCCGUCUUUAGCCUGGGACUGGGCCUGGGGCAGCACUUGUCUGCCCCACCCCUGCUGGAGGCCAGGCACCUGCCCCGUGGCCACUUUUCUUGGGCUUUAAAGCAACUCACGCGGCUGUGCCGGGGUCCCCGACAGCUCGCCGGCUACAGGGAAGCACUGCGGGCACCCCCACGUGUUCCCCACUCAGAUGAGCCAGUGGGCAGUGCGUUGCUGCUUCCACUCCCCUGGCUCCCAGAGCUGCCCAGGCCCCUUCGGCAGACUCAGCCCAUGCAUCACCCGAUCUCGGGCCCCGUGUGCUCUGUCACGGCUGACCACACACCAGCUCUUCUCCAGGCACUCGGAGCUGUUUUCACUCAGAGUGGAAAGAAUGCGGCCCAUCAACAUGUCUUCUCAAAUCUAAAAGUAGUCCUGAAAGUAAGCGCCCGCAUCGCUGUCCCACGGAAGCUUGCCACAAUUUUAACUCCGUUGAACACACAACUUCAGAAAGCCGGAAAACUACAGAAUUCAGCGACCCUUCAUCACCAAGAAAGGUGGGAGGGAGGGGGGAUUUUUAAAGUUCUUACAAAGGACAGGGAAGCAGGUAGUAAAAGGAAAAAAGCUUGUGCUCAUCGGCAGCUUCGCUUGUCUGGAAACGUCCGUCCUUUGGAACACCUCCCACCCUGAACAUCCUGGAAGCGGAGCUCCUGCCAUGCAUUCUGUCAGAUAGGAAUUUGCUUCACAAACAGAUCUGACGUGCCGCCCGGACGUGUUCUCCAUCAGCUGGGAUCGGCGGGCAGCUCUCGGGGCCCCGGCGCCACGGCGUCCACUCUUCACCAGGGCCUGGGGAGGUGCUGCCGAAAACUUGCUUGUGCUGACGCUUCUUACAGUUCAGGUAUUUGCGUGCUGCUUUGUGUAGUCUUUCAUCGCAGGCUCUCGCCCCUUGGGUCAUUCUUGAGAGACGAAGCCCUGUACUGUCCGCUCAGUCAGCGAGCGCUACGAUACCUAAAAGGCGUGAGCUCAGACAGGAGACCCCUGAUCCGAGGAGAGAUCUUUCCAUCCACCUGAGAUUGGGUCAAAAGGUAAAGUCCACUGUUCUCAGCACCACGUAGGACAUCGUAGGACGCAUCCCCCGCUCCAUAGCUGGCCGCGUCUGCCCAGAGACGGGGUCCGUGGUACUUGGAUGGGGUGCCGUUGCUCUCACACCUGGACGCUUUCAGUGAGGCCGUACUUCCCACGGUGGAAAGUUUCAAUAACAACCAGCCCGAAGUGAGUCUGGUAAAACCACUUGUUUUGGGUUCUUUGUGAGGAAGACAGGACAUAAACACAGUACGAAAACGAACAUCUAUUUCUCUCAAGGGUUGUCGGCUGGAAAAGACCCAGCCUCAUUCUUCUGCCCUUUUGAAAACAAGUUUCGAGUAUUCUGGUUUAUUAAAGGGAAGGGGUCUCCCUUCUUGUCUUUGAGCAGAGGAAUCUGAGCAGAGUACGAGGAAUACCUCAGCACCACCCCAGCCCCACUGUAGGGAGCAAGGACCACCUGCCCCAACACAGCCUGGGCCCCUUCCCCCUAGGUGCCGGCGUGCCUUGUGGAGAGGAGCCCGCCUCACUGGCUUCCAGCUUCUCUGUGUAAAAGCCACUGUUUACUUUCUUCGAAAUAACCUACGUUAUACAGAGUGAGCGGUGUAAAUAUUACUCAGAAAUUACCGCAGGGAUUUUUGUGACAGAGUUGGUAUGGGUUUAAAAAUAUCCCUUCGCAAGCUAGGGAGGACAGCUUUGGGUUCAACACUGAAUGCCACCCAGAGUGAUAAGGAACCGUUUCUGACGGGUGAUGCACCUUCUUCAAAGCUUCGGUCACCUCAUGGGCGGUUUUCAGGAGUGCAUGCCAGCAUCUGAAGUAACAGGAGGCCUGCAUCCACGCGCGUUUUCUCUGGAAGAACUCCGUCAUACUCCCGGCCGAGUCAUUCGGAGGCCUCCAGGAAAAGCAGGACCGUGGAGAACGUAGUGGGCACAUCUUCCCCAGAUCUUUCCGUGGCAAUUUCCGGCCUGUAGGGAGACGUCGUGGAAGGCACCGCUCUGGCCCGAGCGGCCGGAUGGGGGGACUCGUGACCCCUCGCCGGGCCGGGCGUCUGCAUGUCCCCCACUCCUAGGUCCUGUGGGAAGUGUCAAGGGUGCAGAGCUGCCAGCGCGGUCCCUUUGCAUCGUGUGUCUGCGUCACUUUGGGGAGGGAACGUGCAGGAAACCGGCUCAUCCGGUGCAUAGGCUGACCCAGGAGGACUCGGAGGCCCCGAGGGUGAAGCACAUGGUCCGUGGGCGCCGGUCGGGGGCUGGUGGGGGAAGGGAGAGCUUCUCGGGAUGCAGUCCGAACACCGGAAGGAAUGAAGUUCUGGAAAAGCAGCGGUCGCCGGACACAGUCGGCCUGCCACCCGUCACGUGUCUGUGCCCUUCACAACUAGUUGUAUCACAUAUUUCAGUUUUGUUUUAUAGGAAGCUAGGAAUAGAUUAUAUAAAGAACACUAAAGUCAUUAUUGUGUUAUAAGUUUGUAUCACAAAACCAAUUACGAUGGAUUUUAGGAUUUACCUUUAGUAUUAAUGACUUCUCUACUGACUUACUGUUAGGACUUAAAACCAGUUAAGUGCUAAGAAUUCAUGUGGUUUUCCUAAGUAAUAUUUAUAAAGUGUAAAGUUUCUAAGUGACUCCUCACCAAUUGUAAUUCUUAAUAACUUUUCUCACAAAUACACUCUUGUGUCAGAGGGAACGUCUCAGUCCAGCGACCAAGGACGACAACGCUAGGCCAAACUGCUGGGGGAGCUGAUACACGAACAAAGUGGAACGUGUAGAUAACUUUCUGCUGUGACAAGUUUGGAAAUAAUCCACAGCAGUGACUUCUGUCACAGCAAAUUAUUGCAACAGUCGGGUGAUAACGUGUUCAAACAACAAGCCCGUGUAAUUCUAACCGGGGUUUCAUUUCUGUACUAAUGCUAAGUGGUAACGUUCUCUGAACGUGUGCGGAGGCCACUGGGCUCGGCAGCCCCCCACUGCCCCCCCCCCCCACUGGGGCGGCCCCAGGGGCUCUGCCAGGGGGUGGAGGGGGGGCGUGGCAUCUUCUGUCCGGCCACACUGCCCUCCCAAAGAGGUGAGCCCGGUCAGCCAAGCUGCUCGCUCUUCCGACAAUUCAACAUUUUGAUGGUUUCAUUGAGGCUUUUUUAAAAAAAUAAACCGUUUCUGAACAACUGUUCACAAUUGAAGUGUUCCUUUGUCAAAAUAUUUAUUCCUUUGUGUGACAUGCUAGAUUCCCAUGGAUGCAGCUGAUCGUUUCUACUUUGUAAAUAUUACCUAACUUUACAUAAACUAUAUCAUAAUAAACUAUUUUUGCAUCACCCUG
This is a messenger RNA of Leopardus geoffroyi (Geoffroy's cat), 14259 nucleotides long. It is a transcript of the gene MPRIP, whose product is annotated as myosin phosphatase Rho interacting protein. Gene Ontology annotation, molecular function: actin filament binding. NCBI's taxonomy places the organism in Eukaryota, Metazoa, Chordata, Mammalia, Carnivora, Felidae. Gene Ontology annotation, biological process: actin filament organization. The transcript is spliced from 24 exons. Gene Ontology annotation, cellular component: actin cytoskeleton. The record is from RefSeq and is a predicted model, not a curated record. Bases 9 to 7337 code for a protein of 2442 amino acids.